GUAAUUCAAGGUUGCCGCGUAUUAUGAAUAUCUCUCACGUGGGCGGGGAGUUUGUUUUGUAAACAUCAUUUGAGUUGCCUGCACAUUAUUUCGAAUCAGUCCGGCAACACUAGUCUAAAGUUUUUGAAUCCCCUCUUGUUAUGAAAAUCAAACGAGAAUACCCAUCGAAUUCCAAAACCCACAGUCGUAAGACGACCGAAUCACAAGUUUCUCCUGGUAAAUCAGAAAAUGAAGAUAUUCCGGAUAGAAUUAUCACAGCUAUGUGGGACUUUGAACAAUGCGAUCCUAAACGUUGUUCAGGUCGUAAAUUAGCUCGUCUGGGAAUGAUUAAACUACUGCGGUUAAAUGAAAGUUUUGGAGGCAUUGUACUAACACCGACGGCGAGCUGUGUCUUAUCUCCAGAAACUGACUGUCAGAUUUUGCAAAAUGGUGGUAUUGCUGUAGUAGAUUGUUCUUGGGCAAAACUGGAAGACACUGCAUUCAACAAGUUGAAAUUCCAUCAUGGACGUUUACUACCACUUUUGAUAGCUUCUAAUCCAGUCAAGUAUGGAAAACCAUUCCAGUUAUCUUGCGUUGAAGCACUAGCUGCUGGUCUAUACAUUCUAGGCAAACACAACCAAGCCAGUGAAUUGUUGGAUAAAUUUUCAUGGGGUCAUCAAUUUCUAACACUCAAUCAUCAUCGAUUACAAUCCUAUUCAGAGUGUAAAACAAGUAAAGAAAUUUUGAGCCUACAGGAUGAUUUUCUGAAACAGAUAACUCGUGUAAAUAAAGAUGAAAAUAAUAAUAACAAUAACUCCUCAACUUCAAAAUCCUAUGCUGAUGUGUAUAAUGAAUUAGAUGAAGAGUUAAAUGCUGAAUCUUCAAAUAGUUCUAGUUGUUCUGAAUCAUCAGAGGAUUGUGACGAACAGGAAACCGAUGAUGAUGAUGAUGAUAGUUCACUGAGCAGCGAUGAAAAUUCCCCACGUGAUAAUAACAGUGAUGAAAAUUCCCCACCUGAUAAUGAGGCUUCUCCAGUAAGAGAAAAUGAAGAGGUGAAAACGAUUUUAGCUAAACAAAUUGACACUUUGGUAACUUCAUUUGAACGGACAAAACUGCUUUCGCAAGCGGGGAAAAAUUGGGAUCGUUUUUAUAAUCGAAAUGGUGUUCGAUUUUUCAAAGAUCGUCAUUGGACAACACGAGAGUUUGUAGAAUUAUCCUGUUUGGAUAAUAAAACGCCAAGAUCUCUGUUGGAGGUUGGUUGUGGUGUUGGAAAUUUCUUAAUUCCUCUAAUCGAAAGUAUCAUAUCUGUGUCAGAGAAGCAAGAUGUACAAACUCCUGAGGGAGAAUUUAACGAUAUGUCAAUAAAGAAUGGCUUUCUUCGUUUCUAUGCCUGUGAUGUUUCUCAGCGUGCUGUAAAUAUGUUAAAAGAACGGGUUCAGUCAUAUCCAAUCAAAUGUGAUGCAUUUGUCUGUGAUAUAACUCAAGCUGAUUCCUUGAAAACUGCACUAUCUUCCUCUGUAAACUCUGCCAAUGAUGUGGAAUCUAGCAAUGCAGCAGUCAGUGUUGAUUUAGUCACAUUAAUAUUUGUACUAUCUGCAUUAAAUCCAGACGAAAUGCCUAUAUGCCUUCGCAAUAUUUCAAGUGUUCUAUCACCUGGUGGUCGCCUGCUAUUUCGUGACUAUGGACAAUAUGAUCAUGCUCAGUUAAGGUUUGGAAGAAAAUCUCGACUGUACGCCGACAGACCAUCCUAUGUCAGGCAAGAUGGAACACUAUCCUACUUUUUUACAGAAGAGGAAUUAACCAGCCUAUUUUCAAAUGCUGGUCUAUCAAUAAUUCGACUUCAAUGGGUUCAUAAAGAAACUAAAAAUGCAGCUAAAGGACUUUGUGUAAAACGAGUUUUUCUUCAAGCUGUUUGUGAGAAACCUGUGAACUAAUUCUCAAAGGUGCUUGCUUGCCUCCUGCUGACAGUAAACGCAAAAAUUCUGUACAUAAACUGUUUUCUCUUCAUCAAAUAAUAUCUUCCAUGCUUUUUUUAUUCCUUCUGCUUUCCCAGUGGAAAAAAGGGUUUCAACCGAGAGCUCUGAAGUUUCGGUGCCAGUGGCUUUAUUUUUACAGGAUGGGGCUGUUGUAGCCUCAUGCUCAACCUUCCGUCUUUACCAGUCUUUUUACUGGCUUUGCGAGGUAAAGGAAUGCAUCGGCCGGGGACUGAACCCCAAACCACCUGAGGCGUGGCUGGCGAGCAUUCUAGCUUUGCGCCGCUGACGCAGUCUUCCAUGAGCAGAUAUAUUGUAACGACAGGAGGCAUGGGCCAGGAAACGGAUCAUCGAUUGAGAAAAUCAAGAGAUAUCUGUGGAUUUUUAUCUACAUUAUUAUUAGCGUUAGUGUUAGCAGAGAAGCGACGUCUUUUGAUUGCUUGUUUUCUUGCUGAAGGUUAUUCUGUGGCCGUUUCUGAGAAAGUUGAGCCAUAUGUCUGCGAAUCCUAUUUGCACACGUUAAAUCUGCUGUGACUGGUCGAUGAGCUCCUCAAGGUUAGGCUUUCUUCUUGUUUUUUCUCAUGAUCCGGAUUCGGGCGUAAACAUUGACGUAAAUUGUUGUCUACACUUUCGACUUGCAGACAGUUCUCACCAUAAUAUAAUUUCAAAAGUACAGUGCUUUAGACAGUUGUGUCUCAUUGUUUCUGUUUAUGUUUUUUGAACUCGAUUCACGUAUAGAUUUCAUUUUGCAAAAUAAAUUUGUUGUGCGCUUAAUUUUCUUCACGUACCUGGGUCAGUCGCUUUAUUCCAGUUAGGGAUUCGUUGCCAGUGCUCUUUCAGAGGACCUUUAGGUUGUUAGCCAAAAACAGAUAACUUUGAUUGGACACUAGUCAGUGAGUGACUAGCGUGUGAUGUGUCUAUUCCUAUCUUUGGUAGCUAGACUGUACUAAAAUGAACAGUCUUCUAUCAGGAGUCAGCAAAGGGUCUUAACCUAAAUCCUUCCAAAUGUCAAACUGUUAAUUUCAAUUUCCGAUGUAAAUGAAAGUUAAAUGAAGCUGUUAAUUCCAAUGACCGUUGUAAAAUUGAUGACACUGAUAUAGAAAUCAAGUCUGACGUUAAGUAUCUUGGACUAAUUCUUCACUCCUGGUGUUCUCACGUCUUAGUCGUUUCU
Molecule: messenger RNA, 3123 nt
Organism: Trichobilharzia regenti
Lineage: Eukaryota; Metazoa; Platyhelminthes; Trematoda; Strigeidida; Schistosomatidae
Source: the annotation of a GenBank genome assembly